Molecule: messenger RNA, 981 nt
Organism: Dioscorea cayenensis subsp. rotundata (Guinea yam)
Lineage: Eukaryota; Viridiplantae; Streptophyta; Magnoliopsida; Dioscoreales; Dioscoreaceae
Product: zinc finger BED domain-containing protein RICESLEEPER 2-like
Exons: 1
Coding region: 1-981 (326 amino acids)
Source: RefSeq, a predicted model, not a curated record
AUGGUUUUAGUGCAUGAUUUAACAUUUUCAUUUGCUGAGAAUGAAGAUUUUAAUCAUUUUAUGAGAACUGUGAGCCCUAAUUGGGAAAAAAUAAGUAGAGGCCUUUCAAAAAAAGAUUGUAUAUCUGCUUAUGACAUUGAGAAAAAAAGAGUAACUUCAUUGUUGAAAGAAGUUGAUCGAGUUAGUAUCACUACUGAUUUAUGGACAUCUACGGUGCAAGAUGUAGAGUAUAUGGUUGUUACUUGUCAUUUUGUGGAUUAUGAAUGGAAAUUACAAAAACGUAAGUUAUGCUUUCGUUCUAUUAUCCCUCCACACACUGGUGUUGUUGUUUGUGAUGAAUUAGCAAGAUGCAUAGCUGAUUGGGGUCUUGGGAAAAAGUUGAUGAGUGUCUCAGUUGAUAAUGCAAGUUAUAAUGAUGUUGCUGUGAAUUUGAUGAAAGCUAAUCUAAAUUUGAACAAUCAUAAUGCACUUGUGCUUGAUGGGAAAUUAUUUCAUGUGAGGUGUUGUGCACAUAUUUUAAAUCUCUUGGUUCAAGAUGGGCUUGGUGAAAUUAGUGAUAUAGUUUGCAAUGUGCGUGCAAGUGUGAAGCAUAUCAGUAAAAGUGUAUCUCGUCUUACCAUGUUAAGUGACAUUACUAAGCAAUUAAAUCUGUCAAAUAAAAAGCUUGCUCUUGAUGUUUGCACAAGAUGGAAUGCUACAUAUUACAUGCUUCAAGCCGCUCUAGAUUUGAAGGAUGUCUUUCCUAGAUAUCAACUAAGAGAUUCAAACUACCAUUACUUGCCAUCAGAAGAAGAUUGGAGUAAAGUCCAAACUGUUUGCACAUUUCUUGAAGAAUUUCAUUAUGUUACAAAUGUUAUUUCAGGUUGUGAGUAUCCUACUUCAAAUUUGUUUCUCCUUGAACUCACAACUGUGAAGAAAGCUUUGUCUAGACAUGUGAAAGGUGAUAAUGAUUUUAUGAGACAAAAUGGCGAGCAAGAAUGA